Messenger RNA from Trachemys scripta elegans, 3735 nucleotides. RefSeq names its product collagen alpha-1(XXVIII) chain-like. Gene Ontology annotation, molecular function: serine-type endopeptidase inhibitor activity. The transcript has 36 exons. NCBI's taxonomy places the organism in Eukaryota, Metazoa, Chordata, Testudines, Emydidae. The record is from RefSeq and is a predicted model, not a curated record. The coding region runs from base 73 to 3633 and encodes 1186 amino acids.
GGAGGCAGCAUAGCACUACCAACUCUGAGCCACUCAAUCUCCUCACCUGAAGCACCGAGGAAAAAACAAAACAUGUUCUACAGAUUCUGGUGGCUUUUGUGGAUACUAGGACAGCAUGUGUUUUGGGCACAAAAUCUCAAUGAAGACAAACGAAAUGGAGUAAGACAACAAAAAUCUAAGCACUUUCUGUCAAAUGCUGUAGAAAAAUAUCCCAGUCCAAGUGAUCAAGAUGAAGAUUGCGUUCUUGAAAUAGCUUUUCUACUGGACAGUUCAGAAAGUGCUAAGAACUAUAAUCACGAACAACAGAAAAAAUUUGUAUUAGAAACAGUGAACAGUAUGAAAGAAGUGCAAGUCAAUUCUGGACGUACUCUCAGCUGGAGGAUGGCCUUACUUCAGUACAGUAGCACUGUUAUCAUGGAGCAAACUUUCCGAGACUGGAAAGGUCCUGAAGCUUUCAAAUCUCGCAUUGCUCCCAUAACCUAUAUAGGCCAUGGUACCUACACAACAUAUGCCAUAACCAAUCUCACACAACUGUACAUGACUGAAGGGACUUAUGGCAGUGUGAAAGCAGCUGUGCUCUUGACAAAUGGAGUGGAUCAUCCAAGAAAUCCAGAUAUUUUUGCAGCUACUGCUGAUGCUAAACAUCAAGGAAUUGUGUUCUUCACAGUAGGAAUGACCAGAGUGGCUGAGGAGGUGGCCAAUGCUGCCAAGCUUCGACUUCUGGCCAGUGUCCCAGCAUCAAGGUUUGUUUUCAACCUCCAGGAGAAAGGAGUUGUGGAGAAAAUUGUGAAAGAAAUGAAAGAUCUGGCUGAAGAAGGGUGUCCCCAAGCUCCUACAUGUAACUGUGAGAAAGGGGAAAGAGGCCUUCCUGGCCCUGCCGGGAAAAAGGGUCGUCCAGGUGAUAAUGGGGGUCCUGGCCAGAAAGGAGUAAAGGGGGAGGCAGGUCUCAAUGGAAUUCCAGGAAAAGAUGGAACAGAGGGAAAAUCUGGCUACAAAGGAGAAAAGGGGGAAAGAGGUGACUGUGGCACUCCAGGGAUAAAAGGUGACAGAGGUCCAGAAGGUCCAGUUGGUCACACAGGAUUAAGAGGUCUACAGGGUUCCCAAGGGCUACCCGGAGACCAAGGGCCUGAAGGUGUGCAAGGAUCAAAGGGUGAAAGAGGCCUCCCUGGGCCCCCUGGAUUGACUGGAGAAACUGGAAUAGGAUUGCCUGGCCCAAAGGGUGACAUUGGCUUGACAGGAAGACCAGGCCCUGUUGGCCCACCUGGAGCUGGUGAGCCAGGACUACCGGGGCCUCAAGGACCUCAAGGGAUUCAAGGAGAAAGAGGGUCACCAGGUGAAGGGCUUCCAGGACCAAAGGGAGAGCGUGGUUUUGAUGGUCCAAAAGGACCUCGUGGCCAGCCGGGCACUGGCAUAAAAGGUGAAAAGGGUGAAAUUGGCCCACCUGGUUUACCUGGGCCUAUUGGGUUAUCUGGCAUUGGGAUUCAAGGAGAAAAGGGGGUAGAAGGCCCAAAAGGACCGCCUGGUCCAAGAGGGCCACCUGGACAAGGGCUACCUGGAUCAAAGGGAGAACAAGGCUUGCCAGGAGAAACUGGAGCUCCGGGAGAAAGAGGUCCUGGGGAACCUGGUUCAAAGGGUGAGCCAGGUUCUUCAGGACUGGCAGGUCUGCCUGGUCUUCCAGGGGAAGAUGGAGCCCCAGGACAAAAGGGGGAGCCAGGAGUACCUGGCCUUCGAGGUCCCGAGGGUGCCCCAGGGAUUGGAAUACAGGGUGAGAAGGGUGAUCAAGGUCAGAGAGGUGUACGUGGAUUAUCGGGACCAACAGGAGUACCUGGACCUGCCGGUGCUAAAGGCGAACCUGGUGGGCCAGGACGUCUUGGAAUGCCAGGUCUUCCUGGUCGAGCUAUUCCAGGACCAAAGGGUGACAUUGGGUUACCUGGUCCUGCUGGCCCAGUUGGAGAACCAGGAGUUGGGAUUCCUGGCGCAAAGGGUGACCGUGGUCAUCCAGGACCACUUGGACCAUUUGGGCCAAAGGGAGAUGGUUAUCCAGGCCCACCUGGACUUCCCGGUCUUCCAGGAGCUCCUGGUGAACAAGGCCCCGAAGGAUUUGGAUUACCAGGACCUAAGGGUGAUCCAGGUGUUAGAGGACCAGUUGGUCUCCCAGGUCCACCAGGAGAAGGCCUUCCAGGACCAAAAGGAAAUGUAGGACGGCAAGGGUCCCCAGGCCCCCUGGGACCUCCAGGUGAAGGUAUUCAGGGAUCUAAGGGUGAGCAAGGAAUUCAAGGAAUGCCAGGACCUCGGGGGCCUCCUGGGGAAGGACUACUUGGACCAAAGGGUGAUCGCGGUGCUGCAGGUGAAAGGGGAAGAAAAGGAGAAAAAGGCAACAUGGGUGAUCCUGGUUUGUCCGGAGAACCUGGCAGUACUGGACCCAAGGGAGAGCAAGGCCUAACAAGAGAAGAUAUAAUUAAAUUAAUUAAAGAGAUAUGUGGCUGUGGUAUUAAAUGUAAGGAAAUACCUAUGGAGCUUGUGUUUGUGAUUGACAGCUCUGAAAGUGUGGGACCAGAAAAUUUUGAGAUAAUUAAAGACUUUGUCACUGCUUUAGUAGAUAGAGUAACUGUAGGCAGAAAUGCUACCAGAAUUGGUCUUGUACUCUACAGUUUAGAGGUUCGGCUAGAAUUUGGACUUAACAGGUACACAACCCAACAAGAUGUGAAACAAGCAAUUAGAAAAAUGCUGUAUAUGGGGGAAGGUACAUAUACAGCAACUGCUAUCCGCAAAACAACACAGGAAGGAUUUUUUGGUGCUCGAACUGGUGUGCGAAAAGUAGCUAUAGUAUUAACAGAUGGACAGGCAGAUAAGAGAGAGGCUAUUAAACUGGAUAUCGCUGUCCGAGAGGCCCACGCAACCAACAUUGAAAUGUAUGCAAUAGGAAUUGUAAAUACUUCAGAUCCAACACAAGUUGAAUUCUUGCGUGAACUAAAUCUGAUUGCAUCAGAUCCUGACAGAGAACAUAUGUAUCUCAUUGAUGAUUUUAAUACUCUUCCAGCUUUGGAGUCCAAAUUAGUAAACCAGUUUUGUGAAGAUGAGCAUGGUGCCUUAAUAUAUAAUCGUAUUGGAAAUGGUGCAAGCAUAAGUGGACCAUCUAUCCAUUCACUGUCUUCCAGUUCUUCACAUUACUUACUUCACAGCAUCAACAAUGUUAAUGGACAAUCAGUUUCAUCAGACAGUCAUGGAACAUCUGUGAAAGAAAGAAAGCUUUCUCAACCAUUAAUUCCGACCAAAGAAUCAUCUGUGGCAGUUUAUGAAGACGGGCAGCCAUCCUUGCCCUCAGUGAACACCAGAGUAGUGGUAUCAUCACUGCCAUCAUCACCGCCAGACAAAAUGCUGUCACCAUCUCUUUCAUCAGCUUCCUCUGUGUUGCUUACACCCAGACCAGAAAAUAUCCUGGAUCCACGAUGUAAAUUGAGAUUAGAUCAAGGGUCAUGUCGUGUGUAUAUAAUAAAAUGGUACUAUGAUAAACAAGCUAAUGCCUGUGCUCAGUUUUGGUAUGGCGGUUGUGAUGGAAAUGCAAAUCGCUUUGACGUUGAAGAUGAAUGUAAAAAGGCCUGUGUAUUUCAUUCUGGAGGUAAGACUGUAUAAUUUUCUCUACAUUAAAAACUAGUAUUUUAUGUGAUUCCCUAAUAUGAUUAAUUAUCUGGUAUCUUAUAUUACAUACAAAAAAAAGUUAAAGAAUGUUAUUAA